AUGUUGACGAUGGAGUGGGUGAGUCAGAAUCAACUAUUCUUUGUCUCCUUUUGGCGUAUACUUCAAGUCUUCAAGUCGGCAUCGCAGAGACAAACACCAGGAUCAGCAGUGGUACAAGGUCUUGCGGAGUGGGGCCGCAACUCCCAAGGUAACUGUUUCGAUGCUUCCUUGACCGUGGCUGAGACAGAUUUCAGUCCCAAGAUAGCUGCAGGGUCUUUCGCCUCAAAAUACCUGCAAUCUCAAGAGCAAAGACAUGAGAUUUGGGCUGGCGGAGCAAACGAAGGUUCUCCGCCACAACGGGGACCAUUGGCGGCAAGUAGGCAGUCAGCUUUUCACCACAUGCAAUUACAAAAGCCAUCGACACAUUCAAUGCAGCUCCGCCCUCGCCGCACGACGACAGAGACGCAGUGGACAACCAGCGGUCAGGUGUUGGGAGGCAAGAAAGCGAAGGAGAGUCGCCUUCUCAGCAACGACAAGGCUGAUAUGAUGGCGUGCAGGCAAAGCCCAAUUCAGAGGCUGCAGUAUUUUGUGGACCAACACCCAUUCAUCUUCGCGGCCCUAAUGGCGGCGCUUGCUGUGGUGAUUGUGCUUUUGGUGCAGGCCACAUUGAGCGGCGCAGGUGUGGAUAAGCAGCGCUCUUGGUCGGAGGCUGAUGCGCAUGAGGAGGCUUCUGAUAACGAUGUUCGGAGGAUUGUGCAGACGGUGUUCUGCCCUUCACACAAAGGUGAAGCUGGCGUGCAGGCUUGUGAGGUCACGUAUACUCAGAACGACGAUGGGAUUUGUCCUACCUCCAUUCAGCCUCGUGGGCAUAAAGAAUUGAGUUGCUGCACGUGA
Pseudocercospora fijiensis CIRAD86 is the source of this 834-nucleotide messenger RNA. RefSeq lists its product as uncharacterized. The record is from RefSeq and is a predicted model, not a curated record. Bases 1 to 834 code for a protein of 277 amino acids. The transcript has 9 exons. NCBI's taxonomy places the organism in Eukaryota, Fungi, Ascomycota, Dothideomycetes, Mycosphaerellales, Mycosphaerellaceae.